AUGGCCGGAAGGGGGCGCCGGUUGGCGGUAUCCGGGGGCGGAGCCGGCACGGCUGGCAGGGCGGACGGGCCCGGGCCGCGCGUGGCGGCGGCGAUGGGCGAAGGCGGGCUGCCCCCGGCCUUUCAGCUGUUGCUGCGCGCGUGUGACCAGGGCGACACGGAGACCGCGCGGCGGCUGCUGGAACCGGGGGCGGCGGAGCCAGCCGAGCGCGGCGUGGAGCCGGAGGCGGGGGCGGAGCCGGCGGGGGCCGAGGCGGCCGGGUCUGGGGCCUCAACGGCGGUUACGGUCGGUGCUCCGGUGCCUGUGGACUGCUCGGACGAGGCGGGCAACACCGCGCUGCAGUUCGCGGCGGCCGGGGGCCACGAACAGCUGGUGCGCUUCCUGCUGCGCCGCGGCGCCUCGGUCAACAGCCGUAACCACUACGGCUGGAGCGCGCUCAUGCAGGCGGCCAGAUUCGGGCAUGUGAGUGUGGCACACCUCCUGUUGGAUCAUGGAGCUGAUGUCAAUGCCCAGAACCGGCUCGGGGCCAGUGUGCUCACUGUGGCCUCUCGGGGUGGCCACCUGGGUGUGGUGAAGCUGCUCCUGGAAGCUGGUGCCUUUGUGGACCAUCACCACCCCUCAGGCGAGCAGCCGGGGUUGGGCAGCAUCAGGGAUGAGCCCCUGGACAUCACAGCCCUGAUGGCCGCCAUCCAGCAUGGGCAUGAGGCUGUGGUGCGUCUACUGAUGGAGUGGGGCGCAGACCCCAACCACGCAGCCCGGACGGUGAGCUGGAGCCCGCUGAUGCUGGCUGCACUCACUGGGCGACUUGGAGUGGCCCAGCAGCUGGUGGAGAAGGGCGCCAACCCUGACCACCUCAGUGUGCUGGAGAAGACUGCCUUCGAGGUUGCGCUGGACUGCAAGCACAGGGACCUUGUAGACUACCUGGACCCGCUGACCACCGUAAGGCCCAAAACAGAUGAGGAGAAAAGGCGACCUGAUAUUUUCCAUGCAUUGAAAAUGGGAAACUUCCAGCUGGUCAAAGAGAUUGCUGAUGAAGACCCCAGCCAUGUGAACUUGGUCAAUGGGGAUGGGGCGACCCCACUGAUGCUAGCGGCUGUUACGGGGCAGCUGGCGCUGGUGCAGCUACUGGUGGAGAAGCAUGCGGAUGUUGACAAGCAGGACAGCGUGCAUGGCUGGACGGCCCUCAUGCAGGCCACCUACCAUGGGAAUAAGGAAAUUGUCAAAUAUCUGCUAAACCAAGGGGCUGAUGUCACUCUUCGUGCAAAAAAUGGAUACACGGCCUUUGACCUGGUGAUGCUGCUGAAUGAUCCCGACACGGAACUUGUUCGACUGCUGGCAUCUGUCUGCAUGCAGGUGAAUAAAGACAAAGGCCGGCCGAGCCACCAGCCACCCCUACUCCACUCGAAGGUCCGACAGCCCUGGAGCAUCCCAUUGCUGCCCGAUGACAAGGGUGGGCUGAAGUCCUGGUGGAACCGAAUGUCCAAUCGGUUCCGAAAGCUCAAACUGAUGCAGACGCUUCCCCGUGGGCUAUCUAGCAACCAGCCUUUGCCUUUCUCUGAUGAGUCUGAGCCAGCUUUGGACUCCACAAUGAGGGCCACCCCCCAGGACAAGACAAGCCACUCUGCACUCCCUGAUGCAUCUCCUGUGACCAAAGACAAUGGUCCUGGGAGCACAAGGGGAGAAAAGGAAGACGCGUUAUUGACAAUCAUGCUUCGAAACGGAGCUCCCCUCACCAGACUCCCGAGUGACAAGCUGAAAGCUGUCAUCCCGCCAUUCCUACCCCCUUCCAGUUUUGAGCUGUGGAGCUCUGAUCGGUCCCGGACGCAUCACAAUGGGAAGGCAGACCCCAUGAAGACUGUGCUGCCCCAGAAAGCCAGCAGGGGCCACCCCAUGGGCAGUGGGAGCACAGAUACCACACCUGUCAGGCCUGUUAAAUUUCCAAGCCUCUCCAGAAGCCCAGCCUCUCCUACCAAUUCUGGAAACUUCAACCACUCGCCUCAUUCAUCUGGCGGCUCCAGUGGGGUAGGAGGUAUGAGCCGACACGCUGGGGAGCUGCUUAACCGCUCCGGUGGCAGUAUAGACAAUGUCUUGUCCCAGAUCGCAGCCCAGAGGAAAAAAGCAGCUGGAUUAUCGGAGCAGAAACCCAGCCAUCGGUCAACCCCUGUGGGGCCAGCACCGGGGUCCAGCCCGUCUGAGCUUCCAGCCUCCCCUGCAGGUGGCAGCAUUCCUGUUAGCAAGAAAUUGGAGACCAGCAAAAGGCCUCCGUCUGGAACUUCCACUACCUCCAAGAGCACCUCCCCAACCCUCACGCCCUCUCCUUCACCCAAAGGGCACACUGCAGAGUCCUCAGUGUCUUCCUCCUCAUCCCAUCGGCAGUCCAGGAGCAGUGGAGGCUCCAGCAGUGGCACCAUCACAGAUGAGGAUGAACUGACUGGAAUCCUUAAGAAAUUAUCCCUUGAGAAAUAUCAGCCCAUUUUUGAGGAACAGGAGGUGGACAUGGAAGCGUUCCUCACGCUGACUGACGGCGACUUGAAGGAGCUGGGAAUUAAGACAGAUGGGUCCAGACAGCAGAUUCUGGCAGCGAUUUCUGAACUGAACGCAGGCAAGGGACGCGAGAGACAAAUUUUACAGGAAACCAUUCACAACUUCCACUCUUCCUUUGAGAGCAGCGCCAGCAACACCAGGGCUCCUGGCAACAGCCCCUGUGCGUGAUCCUCCUUCCCGCAGCCACCAACAUGAGCUCUCUGAAUCUCAGGACCCCUUCACGUGGCCAGGGCCCCAGCCCCAGCCCCAGCCCCACCUCCAUGACACUGCUGUGCCUUAGUCACAUUAUUCCCUUUGCUCGAAAUGCCCCACUUCACGUCUACUGUAUUCGUUGGUAGUACUUGUUACUGUAACAAACUUCAUACAGAGACAUUCCCAUGUAACAUUCCAGUGGGGGUGCUUCUGGUUGGCAGGUGGGUUCACACAGUGAUGCGGGGACUCAGCUCCUUUCAUCCUGUGUUCUACCCAGGAGCCUCAGAGUUUGCUUCUGGCUGGCUGCAAGGGAAAGGGACGAUGGAGGAGGCACAGCUACUGCUUACCUGCCUUGCUCCUAACUGGCACACAUCACUCCUGCUUAGAUCCUCUUGGCUGCUGGUAGUCAUGUGGCCCCAUGGAUGCAGAGGAGGCUGGGUUGUGCAGUCUCCAUAGAGUGGCUUCCCAGCAACAACUUUUGACUUAGAUGGGGGUGUGUGUUAUGGUGGGAGGCUAGCCACCCUGCCACAUCUUCCCUUAAAACUUCUAAAUUGUCCCUCCUGGUCCAAGUCACCUCUCAGAUGAAGUCUUUUUUUUGACCCCCUUUCAACCACUGUGUGCCUUCGUGCUGUGUAUGUGACUGCUCUAGCAUUCCACUGCACCUGCUGCAUACAGCUUACAGCACGCAUUCGAGAUGUGUAUGUCAAAUGCAUUUUUCUUGAUUUCAAGGACAGUCUAUUUUAGAGGGAGAGAAGAGGAGGCCUGCUGUAUGGAUCUCUUCUCCCUAGCUUUCAGUUUCCUUAUCUGCAAGGUGGAGGGUCAGACCAGAUGAUGCUCUGCUACUCCACAGUGCUCACCCAUAUCACUGCAGGGCUUUCUGCACCGAAAGUGGAAGCAGAGGACUAAUGGGUCACGUUGUGAAAGAGUCUCUGGUGCUCAAAGUUUCUAGGCAAAGAAGUGACGAAUUUGGAAUUUUGUCUAGAUCCUGUUAAUGCUGUGUUCCUCAAAAGGGAAUUGGCUUGUGUCGUUUCCUACCAUAUCAUAUCAUAUUAUAUCAGAGGGGGCCUGACUUUUAAAACCCAGUGGCUUUCUAAAGUGUUUUCCAGUGAGUGACUCAUUCAGCCAGUGCUUGUUGCAUUUAUGUUAGAUACCAGGCACCAAGUGUGCAGACACAAUCCAGAGCCUUCAGGCUCUUGAUGGGCAAGAGAACACCUGUAAACAGACAGUCCCAGCCUUGAGAGGCAGCUUGGGGGAGUGGACAGACUGUGCUCUGGACUCAGGUUCAAAGUUCACAUGCAGCUCUAUGGCCUCUUAGUCAGAGCUUGGAGCCAGUGUGCAUGAAGUGCUGGGUCUGCAGGAAGUAGCUGGUAGAUGGUAGGCUUCACAGAAUUCUAAUCUCUACCCUGAGCUGUGUGAGCCACAUGUUGGUCUCCUUGGGAGGUACCAUCUCUCAUCUGUCCCUCCCCCAGCCAUGAAAGCCCACGCCCCUAUGCUGGCUUUCAGAGGCAGUCGUUACCCUACUGCCCAGAGCCUCAUAGUUUUCUUCCCCUGCCCUGAUAGUGGGUAUUUUUCCUCUAAAUCCUCUCAGCCUUCCACCCACAGAAGCCAGCUUUCCACAGGACUGAAGACAAAGUAUUUCAUUUAUCUGUUACUGACAGACACAUUUACAAAGGUUUCUCAUGUCCCAGCCUUUUUAAGGAGACACAUUCAUUCAUCGCCUACUAUGUGCUGGCAGCUUUACCUUUGUCAUUUCAUCCUCAUGGCCACCCUGGAGGUGGCGUUGUGUAACUUCAUCUUGCACAUGCAGGAAAUGGAUGCUCAGGAGAGGGAAGCUGCAGACCCGGGCUCAGAACCAGAACUGGUGGGCUUGCAAGCCUGUCCCUCUUCCACUAACUCCUAUAGACUCCCGGAGCUAGAAGCACUUGUGAUUCUUGUUUUCAUCUACUGAUGGCUUCAGGGAUUAACAGUAGACCUAGAAUUGUUUGCCUCUGAAAUUCGGGAUCCCCGACGUUAUGUGCUUUGAGGUUUUGUGCCUGCUUUCUGCUGUGGUCCUGUUUCUUUCAUAAACAUAUACUGGUAUAGCUUAGACUCAGGUAAGUUUGACUGAACACCAGUGAUAAACAGGAGCUGCGCCAGGGGGUCAGCUUCCCACAGAUGUAGACCUCCAUGAAUGCACUGGAUGACCCUGGACAGAGCGAGGCUAUUCCCAUUUUGCAGACAGGACAACAGAGGCUCCAGACAAUGCCUCUUUUUUCUUUUUCACUGGACUCAAGUAUCCAAGGCUUUUUCUGCUAGGCACUUUGUAUACUGGUUCACAGACUGUCCCUGGAACUCCUUCUGGGCAGGUGUGGAUGUGGCUGGUAGGCAGGGAAGAGAAAGGGCACCCCAGCAGGGGCAUGUGCAGAGGCAGCACGUAAUGUGUAGGUUAUACAUUGUCAAGGAGGAGGGGUCAGUUGGGUGCUUGUUUUGCUGAUUUUUGGUCCUUAGUCACCCCCUUCCCAUCCCACAGGUGUCCCCAGCCUGCCUCCAGGAGGCUGUUCCCCGCCCCGCCCAAGAAGUACCUCCCUUGCUUGGUGACCUUCACCAGCAUUUCCCAAAAGUGUGCUUCUCGGAACCCUAGUUCCACAGGAUGUUAACAGGUGUUUCAUGAAGAAAAGUAGGGGUGCGUAUGUGAAAGUGGGAGAGGCUCCCUGGUGGAGUAGUUGGGCAGAAACUGAGCUAAAGCGAGCUAUGUGAUCAUCUUUGCUGCAGGCCUCUUAAAACCUUCAGUAUGCCAGCACUCCUCAGGCCUCUUCACAGGGCCAAGAAACUUGUAGCGGCUCCCACAUUACUCUGAUCACUUCUCCAGGGUGCUUUUGCAAGACUGAAAUUCCUUGGACACCACUGGGGAAGCCCUGCUUUGGUGGGAACAGUGGCAGCCAUGAGGCCUCGCAGCCCUGGGAGUGGGUCAGGGCCAUUGGUGGCCACCUUUUUUCUUCCCAGCAGCUUUCUGCAGAGGUGGCCUACCUGGCAGUGGGAUAUCGGGAUGGGGCCUGCUUUAGAUGGCAGGGCCCCUGUUCCGAGAGCGCUCCAUCCUGAGGCUCUCCUGUGGGGUGGAGGGUGUUAUUUCCUAGCACCCACGCAGUGUCUUGCUGAUGUGUCCUAGGUGUUGGAGGUCCAUGGCCCUGCUGGCCAAGAAGGACUCCUGCCUCUCUACUUCAGCACCACAGAAUUCUAUGGAGGCAGCUGGUUUUGUGAGGAGAAAGUUUACUUUUUAAUUCUUUUGUUUACUGAACGUUUACUUAGCAUCUACUCUGCGCCAGCUCCCCUCUUGUACUCUGCCUCCAAAGAUGAAAAAGGACUUCUCUGCCCUGAAGGGAACCCCACAGUGUCUUAGAGGAGACAAGCACAUCAGUGAGAUGGUGUGAUGAAGUGUGCUGGGUACGCCGCUCUGGGAAAGUCACCAGUGAUGGUUCAGGCUCCUCCUGGGCAGGCCUUAGAGCAGAGAGCUGGAGUGAGACCUCAAAGGGCAGGUUUAGGCAGGAAAGAGAAAGGGCACCCCAGCCAGGGCAUGUGCAAAGGCAGCAUGUAACAUGUAAGUUACAGAUUGUCAGGAAGGAGGGGUCAGUUGGGUGUCUUGUUUUUCUGAUUUUUGGUCCUUUGAAAUGAGUAGAAGCAACCUGUUACCCUGGAAAGAGCACUGGGCCUAGAGUCAGAGCUAGUGCUGCAUGACGUUGAACAUGUUUCUUCUUCCCUCUGAGUCUCAGUUUCCCUUUUGGUUACAAGGGGCUAGCAGCCCCCAGGGAUCAGGUGAAAGUGAGAAAGCCCUUUUCACACUGUGAAGUGGUGCAGAUGUGAGAAACCUCACAGAUGGUUGCACAUUUUAAAUCCUUUCUCUCACCUCUCAUCUCUCUCCCUUCUGCCUGGACAUAGCCAUGGCUGGGUGGGUGAGGCCAGAAGAAACUGCAUCUGGCAAGAGGUAGCAGCUGCUGCAGUGGCUCUGCCGGCAUCCGAGCCCACAGAAAUGAGGGGUGGCCGAUGGAUCUGCAGUCCAAAUGUGCCUGACCCUGGGUCUUGAUGUCAUUGGGAUUCCCAACACAGCGGACAGAAAGAAAGACAGUUUGGCCAAGUCGUAGAAGCUGAUCCACUGGGCGAAAAGAGGGCAAGGAACCCGUCUCUUUUCUGCUUACCUAGGAGCUGCCUGAAGACAUUGUCACACAGGCCAGGCGAGAGACUGGACAACUUUGGACAUCUGCGCUACCUGUGCUUCCAAAUAAAUGCCUCCUCAAGGGCCCGGGACCCUUCUUCAGUGGGCUCUGCAGCAAGAAUGAAGGUGCCGUCAGCAGAAGGCGCUGUGAGGCACCAUUCUGUCACUGUCCUUGUCCAUUCCUAGCCCGUUAAUUGUGUCUUGUUAACCAGCAGUUCCUGUCCAACAUGUAAAAAGACCUGAUGUUUUCCCUAAAAAAGCUGAUACCAAAUUCUGCAGGACUGGCCUGCAGAGGGAGUCUCCGUGGGUGAGGUGGGUCCUCUGGCCUCAGGGGCCUCUGCUCCUCCUUAACAUACAGCCUAAGAGUGGAGUUAGACCUGGCCUUAAUUUCAGCCCCCCAGCUGAGAAGCCAGACCCAAAAAUAUAGUUGUUGCUAAAGCCUGGGAAUGACAAGGGAAAUCCACACAGAAUCACAGGUAGUGAGCUCAAGGACGAAGCCCAGGCCACUUGUCCUCGGCUCCCUUUCCCUGGCACUAUAGUUCCUUCCCAAGGCUGAGACCACAUCUCCCUGCCCCUGAGAACCCCCUCCAGGACCCCCCCCAACUCGGGGUCCUGCCCAGCUGAGUGGCGCCAUCUCACAUUAACUUAGGGGCCCUCCCAGGUUCCCAUUUCCUGCUGGAGCUCUCCCAGGGCUGAGACACAGGGCAUGGCCAUCCUAGUCAGGGAGGCCCCGUCUCCACCCCCAGGUGGCUGGAGUGGGUUUGGCCUUACCCUGUAGGGCCCUCACUAGGCCACUGUUUCCACUGCCAAGACUCUAGGAUGCUAUUUUUAGUUUCUGCCCAAGGGAGUGAGUUUCCAUUUUCCCCACCAUAGACACUUAUUUUAUUGUUAUGUUUAUGUAAGGACUUGAAAGAUUCUUGUUUAUUGGCCUGUGUAUAUUAAAUGACAUGAAGUUA
Messenger RNA from Callithrix jacchus (white-tufted-ear marmoset), 7878 nucleotides. RefSeq names its product ankyrin repeat and sterile alpha motif domain containing 6 (gene ANKS6). Lineage: Eukaryota; Metazoa; Chordata; Mammalia; Primates; Cebidae. Gene Ontology annotation, biological process: innate immune response. Gene Ontology annotation, cellular component: cytoplasm. Gene Ontology annotation, molecular function: protein binding. The record is from RefSeq and is a predicted model, not a curated record.